Messenger RNA from Pseudozyma hubeiensis SY62, 1641 nucleotides. RefSeq lists its product as hypothetical. The transcript has a single exon. Gene Ontology annotation, molecular function: phosphatidylinositol binding; ubiquitin binding. The coding region runs from base 1 to 1641 and encodes 546 amino acids. Gene Ontology annotation, biological process: protein transport to vacuole involved in ubiquitin-dependent protein catabolic process via the multivesicular body sorting pathway; Golgi to vacuole transport; Golgi to endosome transport. Gene Ontology annotation, cellular component: trans-Golgi network. Lineage: Eukaryota; Fungi; Basidiomycota; Ustilaginomycetes; Ustilaginales; Ustilaginaceae. The record is from RefSeq and is a predicted model, not a curated record.
AUGUACAACCAUCACUCUCAACAUCGACACGGCUCGGGCUCUCGCUCCUCCUCCUCCGCCACCGAUGCACCUCAAGGCGCUCUCGGAGCGCUUGCCGACUGGGCCGCUCGCAACCUCGAUCCCGAAUCGCUCUCCUCACCCGUUUCGGUCUACAUCGAACGCUGCUGUCACCCUUCCCUCUCCUCACCCAAUCUCGCGCUCAACUUGGAGCUCGCCGACUACGUCAACACCAAGAAAGCAAACACUCCGCGAGAAGCUGCCUUCGAGACCGUCCGCAAAAUCAACUCUCGCAAUCCUCACGUCGGUAUGCUCGGGUUAGCGCUCUUGGAUAUCCUCGUCAAGAACUGCGGUUACCCGUUUCACCUUCAAGUUGCGACCAAGGAGUUCCUCAACGAGAUGGUCAAACGGUUUCCAGAACGACCCCCGGUCUUCCCGUCGCCGGUGCAGAGUAAGAUCCUCGAGCUCAUUCACGAGUGGAAGCUCACGCUGUGCGUCACCAGCAAACACCGGGAAGAUCUGGUCCACAUCCGCGACAUGCACCGUCUCCUGACCUACAAGGGGUACAGAUUCCCCAACGUCGAUUCCAGAGCCGCUAGCGUUAUGAAUUCGGACAACAACCUCAAAUCGCCAGAGGAGCUCGAAGAGGAGGAUCGCGCUGCCCAGGGUGCAAAGCUGCAAGAGCUCAUCCGAAGAGGUACACCCAAGGAUCUGGCUCAAGCUCAAGAGUUGAUGAAGAUCAUGUCCGGUGCCGAACCGGAGAACAAACCCGACUACCGCAAGCAAACUAGGAGAGAGUUGGACAAGGUACAGAGCAGGGCGAUCCUGCUGAACGACAUGCUGGACAAUGCCAAGGAAGGGGAGAGAUUCGUGGGCGGAGACGCGUACGACCAGAUCGCGAGCCAUUUGAGAAGCGUCCAGCCGAGAAUUCAGAAGUGGAUCGGCGACGUGGAGGAAGGCAGCGGAGGAGGCGAAGCAGCGGACAACAUGGACAGGUUGUUGCUCGUCAACGAUCUGAUCAACCAGGUGAUCGAGAGGUACAAGCAGUUUACCAAGGGCAACUUUGAUGCGAAGGUGACGAUCGAUCCGAGCAUCGAUCCUAGCAAGGGAGGCGCUGAUGCGGUGCCGACCGCCAAGAUCAGCGAUCUGAUCAGUUUCGAUGAUGACGACGGCAAGACGAACACGCAGAAGACAGAAGGUGGGAGCAUCAUGGACGAUUUUGCUUCGUUGACGUUCGAUGACGCUCCGGGCGCGAAAGCUGCGUCGUCGUCGUCAGCGGCGGCGCCGACAACUGGGCUCGGUGGGCUGCCGGCGGAUCUGUUCAGCAACGACAGCGGGUCAUCCACCCCGCGAUCCGCCAAUGCUGCCACAGCCAACCCAGCGUCGGGGCUGGGCAACUGGGGUGCAUUGCAGUUGCCGACGACGGCGACGUCGACUUCCACCUCUCCGCGCAUCCCACCAGCCGCUCCUGCUGCUGCUCAGCAAACCAACCAAGGCCUGCUCGAUAUGCCCGCCCUGACGCCUUCCUCCAACACCGCGUCCCGCUCGACCAACGGCUCAGCUCAGCAAAAGCAGCAGCAGCAGCAGCAACAGAAACCAAAGUCCAACGAUCCAUUCGCUGAUCUCGACGCCAUGUUCAAGUAG